UCGCCGUGUGGCCGAAAGCGGGACAGCGGGUCAGCGAUUUAUGCUUAACUGUCUUUAACCUUAUUUGGAGCCCUGCAAGCGAAGCCGGCUGAUCAGCUAGCCAAGCCGUAUUCGCAUCGUAUGACAUCUGCACGCCUCCAUAUUGGCGACGGGCUGAGUUGCUCUGGACAUGUUGGCGUAACAAAGGACGCUCUUCGACGUGAUGCCGACGGACAGCGAGCGCAAUGUGCGCCGUUGAGUUUCAACGACCGACGUGCGAGAAGGGAUCCUCGUACGGCAGAUUAGCUGUGUUGGUUCGCUGACGCGGCCGCGGGCAUGCUCCGCACUCCGAUCCGCAAGGCUUGGCCACUUGUCGAAACAAGGGCGUUUGCUGCUUGGCUUGCUUGUGUGGGCUGGGCCAAUACACCUGGGCUCGGGCCUUUGUCUCGCUGUGGCAAGCUGAGACGCCAGUGUCCCAAGCUUGGGAGGAGUCUCCUGAUGGCGCUGCCUGGGUCGUCCAAGACAACCCCAGGCUGGGCCCGCCGCGUAGUGGAUACACGGUGCCCGCGACAGCCGGCACCAAGCGGAACAAUCAAGGAAGCAGACUAUUGGCAACCAGUUGCGAGGAUGACAGGUUGCGUUCUGGAAGAGGAAAAGGCAUCGGACCCGGGAUUGUGGGCGAUUUGAG
This is a messenger RNA of Paraphaeosphaeria sporulosa, 667 nucleotides long. RefSeq lists its product as uncharacterized. The coding region runs from base 316 to 666 and encodes 116 amino acids. The record is from RefSeq and is a predicted model, not a curated record. Lineage: Eukaryota; Fungi; Ascomycota; Dothideomycetes; Pleosporales; Didymosphaeriaceae. The transcript is spliced from 2 exons.